Messenger RNA from Pectinophora gossypiella (pink bollworm), 1230 nucleotides. RefSeq lists its product as uncharacterized. The transcript has a single exon. NCBI's taxonomy places the organism in Eukaryota, Metazoa, Arthropoda, Insecta, Lepidoptera, Gelechiidae. The coding region runs from base 1 to 1230 and encodes 409 amino acids. The record is from RefSeq and is a predicted model, not a curated record.
AUGACACGUGUUCCCUUCGGGCUAUGCUGUAGUCCUUAUUUGGCAAUACGCACAGUGCGUCGACUCGCCGAGGAUGAACUUGAGCGCUUUCCCGCGGCUGCAGCUGUCGCUAAGGCGGACAUUUAUAUGGACGACUUAGCCACUAGCUGUUCCUCAGUGGCUGAGGGCGUUGAACUCUCGAAUCAGCUGAUCGACUUGUUUGCGGCUGGAGGGUUCGACUUGGUCAAGUUUUCGAGUAACUCACCCGAAGUACUAGAGAGCAUCCCGGUCUCGCAUCGCGUCUCGGAGGCGGUCGAGUUCAGUCCGGAGAGUCAGCUCAAAAUUCUAGGACUCCAUUGGGUACCGGCCGAUGACGUCUUCACGUUCAGUGUUAAUACGAAGCUGCGCGUGUGCACCAAGCGCAAUAUUCUAUCCACUAUUGCUCGAUUAUGGGACUUGGUAGGAUUGGUGGCGCCGGUUAUACUGCUCGCUAAAUUAAUUUUAAAAUCACUGUGGCAAGCCAAUGUCGAUUGGGAUGGGACUCCACCCCCGAAGAUUAUGUCUUUAUGGCAACAGUUUGAAGCCGAAUUACCAUUUCUCGAGUCUGUUAGAUUACCGCGGCACGUAGGUGUUAAUGAUGGUGCCAUAGUAUCCGUGCUAGGUUUUGUUGACGCCUCGGAAAAUGCCUACGGAGGCGUAGUGUACUUACAUGUCUAUUUCCCGGAUACGAAUCGUACAGCAGUUAAUCUAGUGUGCGCGAAAUCCAAGGUGGCACCGUCUAAAACUGUCAUUACCCUCGCGAGGAUGGAGUUGUGUGCGAACGUCAUAUUGGCAAAAUUAAUGCGUGUAGUUAUUGAUACUUACUCUUCACGCUGUAAGAUUGAUAAUAUAUUUGCGUUUACUGAUAGUACCGUGGCGCUCGCUUGGAUUCACUCGUCCCCCACGCGUUGGCAUACUUUCGUGGCGAAUAGAGUAGCACAAAUUCACGACAAGUUAGAUCCCUGUUGCUUUCAUCACAUACCGGGGAAAGAUAACCCCGCUGAUUGCCUGUCGAGAGGUUUAACCCCUGCGCAAUUGGUCGUGCAUCCAUUGUGGUUCGCAGGGCCGCAGUUUUGUUAUUUAUCACUCGCUGAAUGGCCGGUUCACCCCUUUGAUCCCGCGUCUGUCGAUGAAGCACCUGAAAUGAAACCUAAUGUAUUAGUCACUACCGCACCAUUAGACUGUCACACGUCGCCUCGUGUCUUCGGCUAA